Aphanomyces invadans is the source of this 3344-nucleotide messenger RNA. RefSeq lists its product as hypothetical. Gene Ontology annotation, molecular function: calcium ion binding. The record is from RefSeq and is a predicted model, not a curated record. NCBI's taxonomy places the organism in Eukaryota, Oomycota, Saprolegniomycetes, Saprolegniales, Verrucalvaceae. The coding region runs from base 34 to 3303 and encodes 1089 amino acids. The transcript has 6 exons.
CGUAGUUGGCAUCGACGCCGUUCGCCCCGCUCGAUGCAGGCCGCCAACUUUGCGCCGUCGUUGACGCCUCGGCCGCAAAAGGCCCCGUCCCCACGGAAGGCUCGCAUGGGGAACGCGAAAGCGCCAUCCGUGUCCCCGAUCAAAGUGUCGGCGUCGCUAAGUUUAUCCAAGCCGUCGCCGCCCGUGGACGAGCCUCCGUCGCGGCCGAGCAAACUCAAAUGGGACGGCGACACCCACGCCGUGCGCAACCUACAGAGCCACAUCCACUUUGGCUCGACGGCAGUCAGCGGCGUCGGCGAAAUCGUUCAAGUGUUUGAAGGCUACGGCAUCCAUCUCACGACGGACGAAGCCAAGAGCUUGCUGUGCGAGUACGAAGAAAACAACGACACGAACGUGCCGUACCAAGACUUUGUCGACAACUUUGCGCUCAUGCUGCGAUCGAAGGAGUCUGGCAAGCGCCACGUCAUCAAGAAGACUCGGCUCACCGAGCACGUCAAGCAUCUCCAGACUUUUCAGCAUGGCGUGGUGCAGGAAAUGAACGAGCUGCUCAAGCUGCGACUGCGGGACUCGUGGGCGACAUUCCGGGACACGUUGCGCGCGCUGGACAAGGACAAGAGCGGGGUGUUGCCGGCCGACACGUUUUUGAAAGUCCUGCGCAAAUUUAACAUCCCGAUCACGAUGGAGUCGUUGGGGAGCCUCAUGCUUCGCUACGACGCAAACGGUGACGGCAUCGUCAACUAUGCCGAGUUCCUGGCGCAGUUUGGCGCAUCGUUCUCCAACUACAACGCCGAACGUGUCGGGAAUUCGAUCCUCCAACACACGGCGCACGACUUUAGCGUAGCUGCCGUCGACGAGAAAGAGCAGACAAACUUCCUUCGGGGCCAAGUGCGAAAGCUCGUCGACGACGAGAUCGCUGCCACAUGGACGCACUUGCGCGCCGCCUUUUUAGAGGUCGAUGCCGACAAGAACGGGCUCCUGUCUCCCGACGAGCUCAAGCGGAUGCUCGUGCGAUUCCAAAUCGACCUCACGGACGCCCAGUUCCAACAACUCGUGGCGUGCUACGACACCAACCACGACGGCCAGGUCAACAUCGUCGAGUUUUUCAACCACUUUGGCGAAGACAUCAAGUUUGGCGCCGACGUGGCUGGGGCGAUGCCGGCGGGUUCACCCGCCAAGACCAAGUUUCUCCUCGCGGAGCGAACGUCCCUCGUGAUGGGGGAAAAGGUGCACCAGAGCGACCUCCCGAAUAUCAAGGAGCACUUUUCCCGGCUCGACGACGCCACGUGGCACGCAAUGUACCUGGACUUUGUCGACGCCGACUUGCACAAGACUGGGUGGAUUCCAAGGGCGCAGUUCCUCCACAUCCUGAGCAUGUACAUGGGGGAGCUCCCAAACAAGAACAUCCUGUCGAUCUUUCGGUCGUGCGGAUCGCACCACAACGACCUGAUGAACUAUCGCGACCUGGUCAAGGCGUACCGACCCAAGGUCAUGGGCCUGUAUGCGCCGCACCCGAACAAGAACACGAUGAACGCGCCCAAGCAGAGCCCGACCGAGUACCUCCUCAUGGAGAUGAGCAUCCGCGAGAAGCGGAGCGAGUUGGACCCGGCCGUGUGGAAGGCCCUCAAGAACGAAGUGAUUGCGGCCGACGUCAAACGUAUUGGCCGUGUCACGGCCGACUGCUUCACCAGCAUCAUCAAGCACCACAUGAAGCUCCGAGACGAGCAGAUUGCGUUCCUGUGCUUGUUCUACGAAGACAAGGCGAACACCCACCACACGUGCUCCAUUCGGUACUCGAGCUUCCUCACCGACUACGACAUGGCUGGCGGCGUGCACGGGGGCAGCUAUGCCGCUGGGUACGACACCGAUGACAAGAGCGACAACGGUGUCGAUGGCAGCGACGUUUACGUCCCGCCGCACCUCCCACCGCCACAGCUGCGCUUCGAGAAGCCCCAAGACACGAUCAAAGCGGCCAUUCGCCAGCAACUGUCGUCGAUUGAGGCGGCGCUGCUACUUGCCGACGCAGACUUGAAAGGGAUGGUCGGGCGCGACGUAUGGAUCGCGAUUCUGCAUGACCAUCACAUCAAGUUGGACUCGGCGCAGUUCGACAACGUGUUUGGACGGUACACAAACCCGGCGCUGCAGACGUUGCGGUACCGCGAGUUCCUUUUGGACGUCGAGUCAGGAAUCCAAGGGAAGAACGUCGAUGGAAGCGGUGGAGUCGGACAGGGGGCUCUUGGAGGGGACAGCACCCGCCUGCCAGACAACGAAACAAGCACGGGCGUCAUUCGAACGCUGGAAGAGGCGCGCACCAUGCUGCGGCACCACUUGACAACGUCGUCGUCUUCCCAGCGCCGAGUGUACAAGUACUUUUCGCUCGUGGACACGGCCAAGUCGGGCCAGCUGCCGUACCCGGAGGUGCGCCGAGUGUUUGAAAAGAUUGGGCUCGUUUUUGACGACAUGGACGUAUUCAACUCGGUCGUGGCAUACUAUGACAUUGACAACACGGGGAUGGUGCCGUAUUUGCAGCUCCUGCACGCCAACGGGGGCAAAGAUCCCGACAAGAUGACCGGGAUGAGCGACCUCGCGAGCAACUGUUCGUACUAUAGCGCGAUAUCGAUCGCGCCCAAGGCGGCGGCGCCGUCCAAGCGGAACCAAACCAAAACCAACGACACGCAGCUGAUCACACAAGUGAUAAACCACCACGUGGAGGAGGGCAAGGUCGCAAUCGGAGGCGCCAUCGACGCCGAGGACAAGAUGAAGGCAGUGCUGGCCAAGCGAUGGAAAACAGUGUUGAAAAUGUUCCAGCAGCUCGACGGGGAAAAGCGAGGGACGAUAUCGCAGGCGGCCUUCAAGAAGGUGAUGGAGAACGUCGGCCUCCCCAUGACGUUCGAGGAAGUGCUGCGAAUAUGCAAAAAAUACGACUCCGACAACAGCGGUCGCAUGCAAUACCACGCGUUUCUAAAGCACCACGUCCAAGGCAAGAGCACGCUGUCCGAGUUUGCCCUGCUCAAGAUGGAUUCCAAGCAAGUCCAGAACUUGCCCGCGCUCAGCCCUCGAAAGUCCCAGAUUCCCGACGACGUGCGGGCGAUCCUCAAGCAAAAGUGGAAGAGCGUGUACGCGUCCCUGAAGAAACUCGACACGGCCAACUCAGGUCGGCUCAGUCCUCAGCAUUUUCGGCACUUGCUCGAAUGGUUUGGCGUCACACUCAACGACGGCGUGUACUACGCGCUGCUCAAGGACUUCGACUCGAUGGACGAUGGCCAUGUAAAUUACAAUACGUUCAUGCGGGCAUGUCUGGAAUAGUGCCGACCUAAGGUAUCAACAAAGUUCACGUUAAGCUCAGC